Molecule: messenger RNA, 7688 nt
Organism: Pangasianodon hypophthalmus (striped catfish)
Lineage: Eukaryota; Metazoa; Chordata; Actinopteri; Siluriformes; Pangasiidae
Product: serine-rich adhesin for platelets
Exons: 3
Coding region: 1-7473 (2490 amino acids)
Source: RefSeq, a predicted model, not a curated record
AUGAGCCAAAAGCAGCCAAAGUCAGCAGGAGAUAAGAAGCUGAAAGAGAAGGUGAAGGUGAAGAAAGAGGCUGAGAAGAAGAACAAGAGCAUGUCAGUCAUAAAAAAAGCCACGCCCCCACCCAAGCCCCCGAGUCCCACAGCAGCUCCGCCGUACCUGAACCGAGUAGUGGGGAAGGGGAAGUUUGAGAAGGUGGGGAAAACGCUGUCGGUCCCUGCAGGGGACACACUGGAGCUGAGGUGUAAAGGCAGUCGUGUUCAGUGGGACGUCCCGUCUUACCUGCAGGAGGAUGAUGAGGGACGACUCAGGACGGUGCAGCACGAGCGAUACGGCGCGCUGAUUUUAGCCAAUUCGUCAGGAGCCGAUACAGGAGAGUACACCUGCUACCCGCUGUACUGCGAGGACUCAGACUGCAGGAAAGAGUAUGAUAAAGCCCUCAAAGUCUUCAUCUUCUUUCCCGACCCUCAGGAGCUCUUCGUGCCAUCGUCAGAUUAUUACGAGGUUAUGCAUCUCAGAAGUAACUGGCCCACAGUGUUGCCGUGUCAGGUCACGACCCCGCAGGCCAAAGUCACCCUGCACCGUGAGUUCCCGCCCGUGGAGGUGAAGGUGGACGGAUCCGAGAUCUCAUACGAUGUGACGCGUGGUUUCACCAUCCACAGGCCCAAAGCGCAUCAUGCUGGCUCUCUGUACUGCGUGGCCAGCGUGGGGAACCUGCGGCAGAGCUCCAUCAAAUACAUGCUCAUCUACGUCCACUGUGAGAGCACAUCCAGCAUGUCCAACAUGUCCAACACGUCUAACAUGUCCAACACUGCCAGCACAUACAACACGUCUAUCACAUCCAACACAUCCAAAACAGCCAACACGUCCAACACGUCCAACACAUCCAACGUGUCUAACACGUCUAACACAUCCAACACGUCCAAUACAUCUAACCAUUCCAACACAGCCAACAUGUGUAACACUUCCAACGCAUCCAACGCAUCCAAGACAUCUAACACGUCCAAUGCAUCCAACAUGUCUAAUAUGUCCAACAUGUUCAACACGUCCAAUGCAUCUAACACGUCCAAGCAGUCCAACACUUUUAAUACGUCCAAAACAUCCAACACAUCUUGCAUGUCCAACACGUCUAAUACAUCCAACACAUCUAACACGUAUAACAUGUCCAAUACAUCCACCACCUCCACCACAUCUAACACAUCUAACACGUCCAACACGUCCAAAACAGCCAACACGUCCAACACAUCCAACAUGUCCAGCAUGUCUAAUACAUCCAACACAGCCAACACGUCCAAAACAGCCAACACAUCCAACACGUCCUACAUGUCUAUCACGUCCAACACAACCAACAUGUCUAAUGCAUCCAACACGUCUGACACGUCCAACACGUCUAACAUGCUCAAUGCAUCCAACACCUCUAACACGUCCAACACGUCUAACACGUCCACAGCAUCCAAAACAUCUUACACUUUCAACAUGCCUAACGCGUCCAACGCAUCCAACACGUCUUACACAUCCAACACGUCUAACACAUCCAACAUGUCUGACAUGUUUAACACGUCCCACACGUCCAACACAACCAACAUGUAUAACACAUCCAACAUGUCUCACACCUCCAACAUAUCUAACAUGUCUAACACGUCCAACAUAUCUAACACGUCCAACACAGCCAACAUGUGUAAGAUGUCCAAUGCAUCCAAUAUGUCCAACAUGUCCAACACGUCCCACACGUCCAACGCAUCCAACAUGUCCAACAUGUCUCACAUGUCUAACACAUCUAACACGUCCAUCACUUCUAACACGUCCAAAGCAUCCAACACGUCCAACACAUCUAACAUGUUUAACACAUCUAACACACCCAACAUGUUCAACACAUCCAACGCAUCCAACACGUCUAAAACGUCCAACACGUCUAACACGUCUAAAACAUCCAACACAUUCAACAUGUCUAACACAUCCAACACAUCCAACACGUCUAACACGUCCAACACGUCUAAAACAUCCAACACAUCCAACAUGUCUAACACAUCCAACACAUCCAACACGUCUAACAUGUCCAACACGUCUAACACGUCCAACGCUUCUAACACGUCCAACAUGUCUUAUACAUCUAACACAGCCAACAUGUCCAACACAUCCAAGACAGCCAAUAUGUCUAAAACGUCCAAUGCAUCCAACACUUCCAACACAGACAACAUGUCCAAAGUAUGCAACACGUCUAACACGUCCAACACAUAUAACACGUCCAACACGUCCAACACAUCUAACACGUCCAACGUGUCCAACACAUCUAAUACAUCCGACACGUCCAAGACAGCCAACAUGUCUAACAUGUUUAACAUGUCUAACAAGUCCAACACAGCCAACAUCUCCUACACAUCUAAUACGUCCAACACAGCCAACACGUCCAUUAGGUCCAACACAGCCAACACAUCCAACACAGCCAACACAUCCAAGACAGCCAACAUGUCCAACACAUCCAACACGUCUAAUACAUCCAACACAGCCAACAUGUCCAACACGUCCAACAUGUGCAACACGUCUAAUAUGUCUAACACAUCCAACACAGCCAACAUGUCCAACACAGCCAACACGUCUAACACGUCCAACAGGUCCAAUACGUCCAACAUGUCUAACACGUUUAACACGUCCUACAAUUCUAACACGUCUAACACAUCUAACACAGCCAACACAGCCAACAUGUCCAACACAUCUAAUACAUCCAACACGUCCAAGACAGCCAACAUGUCUAACAUGUUUAACAUGUCUAACAAGUCCAACACAGCCAACAUCUCCUACACGUCUAAUAUGUCCAACACAUCCAACACAGCCAACACGUCCAUUACGUCCAACACAGCCAACAUGUCCAACACGUCUAAUAUAUCUAACACAUCCAACACAGCCAACAUGUCCAACACGUCCAACACAUCCAAAAUGUCCAACACUGCCAACAUCUCCUACACGUCUAAUACAUCCAACAUAGCCGGCAUGUUCAACACGUCUAUCAUGCCCAAAACGUCCAACAUGUCUAAUACAUCCAACACAUCCAAGACAGUCAACACAUCCUACACGUCUAAUACAUCCAACACAGCCAACACAUCCAACACAGCCAACACAGCCAACAUGUCCAACACAUCCAACACGUCUAAUACAUCCAACACAGCCAAUACGUUCAACAUGUGCAACACAUCUAAUAUAUCUAACACAUCCAACAUGUCCAACACAGCCAACACGUCCAACACAUCCAACACAUCCAAUAUGCCCAACACAUCCAAAAUGUCCAACACGUCCCACACAUCUAACAUGUCCAACAUGUCCAACACAUGUAAUAGAUCCAACACGUCCAAGACAGCCAACAUGUAUAACAUGUUUAACACGUCUAACAAGUCCAACACAGCUAACAUCUCCUACACGUCUAAUAUGUCCAACACAUCCAACGCAGCCAACAUGUCCAUUACGUCCAACACAGCCAGCAUGUUCAACACGUCUAUCAUGCCCAACACGUCCAACAUGUCUAAUACAGCCAACACAUCCAAGACAGUCAACACAUCCAACACGUCUAACACAGCUAACACGUCCAACACAGCCAACACAUCCAACAUGUGCAACACGUCUAAUAUAUCUAACACAUCCAACACAGCCAACAUGUCCAACACGUCCAACACAGCCAACACAUCCAACAUGUCCAAUAUGCCCAACACAUCCAAAAUGUCCAACACAUCUAAUACAUCCAACUCGUCCAAGACAGCCAACAUGUCUAACAUGUUUAACACGUCUAACAAGUCCAACACAGCUAACAUCUCCUACACGUCUAAUAUGUCCAACACAUCCAACACAGCCAACACGUCCAUUACGUCCAACAUAGCCAGCAUGUUCAACACAUCUAAUACAUCCAACUCGUCCAAGACAGCCAUCAUGUCCAACAUGUCCAACAUGUCUAACAUGUUUAACAUGUCUAACAAGUCCAACACAGCAAACAUCUCCUACACGUCUAAUAUGUCCAACACAUCCAACACAGCCAACACGUCCAUUACGUCCAACAUAGCCAGCAUGUUCAACACAUCCAACACGUCUAAUACAUCCAACACAUCCAAGACAGUCAACACAUCCAACACGUCUAAUACAUCCAACACAUCCAACACAUCCAACAUAGCCAACAUGUCCAACACAUCCAACACAUCUAAUACAUCCAACACAGCCAACACAUCCAACAUGUGCAACACAUCUAAUAUAUCUAACACAUCCAACAUGUCCAACACAUCCAAUAUGCCCAACACAUCCAAAAUGUCCAACAGGUCCAACACAUCUAACACGUCUAACAUUUCCAACACAUCUAAUACAUCCAACACAUCCAAGACAGCCAACAUGUCUAACAUGUUUAACACGUCUAACAAGUCCAACACAGCUAACAUCUCCUACACGUCUAAUAUGUCCAACACAUCCAACACAGCCAACACGUCCAUUACAUCCAACACAGCCAGCAUGUUCAACACGUCUAUCAUGCCCAACACGUCCAACAUGUCUAAUACAGCCAACACAUCCAAGACAGUCAACACAUCUAACACAGCUAACACGUCCAACACAGCCAACAUGUCCAACACAGCCAACAUGUCCAACACAUCCAACACAUCCAAUAUGCCCAACACAUCCAAAAUGUCCAACACGUCCAACAUGUCGAACACAUCUAAUACAUCCAACACGUCCAAGACAGCCAACAUGUCCAACAUGUCCAACAUGUCUAACAUGUUUAACAUGUCUAACAAGUCCAACACAGCAAACAUCUCCUACACGUCUAAUAUGUCCAACACAUCCAACACAGCCAACACGUCCAUUACGUCCAACAUAGCCAGCAUGUUCAACACAUCCAACACGUCCAAGACAGUCAACACAUCCAACACGUCUAACACAGCUAACACAUCCAACACAUCCAACACAGCCAACAUGUCCAACACAUCCAACACGUCUAAUACAUCCAACGUGUCCAACACAGCCAACAUGUCCAACACAUCCAACACGUCUAAUACAUCCAACACAGCCAACACAGCCAACACGUCCAACACAUCCAAUAUAUCUAACACAUCCAACAUGUCCAACACAGCCAACACGUCCAACACAUCCAAAAUGUCCAACACAUCUAACACGUUCAACAUGUCCAACACAUCUAAUACAUCUAACACAUCCAAGACAGCCAACAUGUCUAACAUGUUUAACAUGUCUAACAAGUCCAAAACAGCAAACAUCUCCUACACGUCUAUCAUGCCCAACACAUCCAAGACAGUCAACACAUCUAAUACAUCCAACACGUCCAACACAGCCAACACAGCCAACAUGUCCAACACAUCCAACACGUCUAAUACAUCCAACACAGCUAACACGUCCAACAUGUGCAACACAUCUAAUAUAUCUAACACAUCCAACAUGUCCAACACAGCCAACAUGUCCAACACAUCCAACACAUCCAAUAUGCCCAACACAUCCAAAAUGUCCAACACGUCCCACACAUCUAACACGUCCAACAUGUCCAACACAUCUAAUACAUCCGACACGUCCAAGACAGCCAACAUGUAUAACAUGUUUAACACGUCUAACAAGUCCAACACAGCUAACAUCUCCUACACGUCUAAUAUGUCCAACACAUCCAACACACCCAACACGUCCAUUACGUCCAACACAGCCAGCAUGUUCAACACGUCUAUCAUGCCCAACACAUCCAACAUGUCUAAUACAGCCAACACAUCCAAGACAGUCAACACAUCCAACACGUCUAACACAGCUAACACGUCCAACACAGCCAACACAUCCAACAUGUGCAACACGUCUAAUAUAUCUAACACAUCCAACACAGCCAACAUGUCCAACACAGCCAACACGUCCAACACAUCCAACACAUCCAAUAUGCCCAACACAUCCAAAAUGUCCAACACAGCCAACAUGUCCAACACAUCUAAUACAUCCAACACGUCCAAGACAGCCAACAUGUCCGACAUGUCUAACAUGUUUAACAUGUCUAACAAGUCCAACACAGCAAACAUCUCCUACACGUCUAAUAUGUCCAACACAUCCAACACAGCCAACACAUCCAUUACGUCCAACAUAGCCAACAUCUCCUACACGUCUAUCAUGCCCAACACGUCCAACAUGUCUAAUACAUCCAACACAUCCAACACGUCUAACACAGCUAACACAUCCAACACAUCCAACACAGCCAACAUGUCCAACACAUCCAACACGUCUAAUACAUCCAACACGUCCAACACAUCCAACACAGCCAACAUGUCCAACACAUCCAACACGUCUAAUACAUCCAACACAGCCAACACAGCCAACACGUCCAACAUGUGCAACACAUCUAAUAUAUCUAACACAUCCAACAUGUCCAACACAGCCAACACGUCCAACACAUCCAAAAUGUCCAACACGUCCCACACAUCUAACACGUUCAACAUGUCCAACACAUCUAAUACAUCUAACACAUCCAAGACAGCCAACAUGUCUAACAUGUUUAACAUGUCUAACAAGUCCAAAACAGCCAACAUCUCCUACACGUCUAUCAUGCCCAACACAUCCAAGACAGUCAACACAUCCAACACGUCUAACACAGCUAACACAUCCAACACAUCCAACACGUCCAACACAUCCAAAACGUCUAAUAUAUCUAACAAAUCCAACACAGCCAACAUGUCCAACACAGCCAACACUUCCAACACAUCCAAUAUGCCCAACACAUCCAACACAUCCAAAAUGUCCAACACGUCCAACACAGCCAACACGUCCAACAUGUCCAACACAUCUAAUACAUCCAACACGUCCAAGACAGCCAACAUGUCCAUGUUUAACACUUCUAAUACGUCCAACACAUCCAACACAGCCAACACGUUCAACAUGUCUAACACAGCUAACACGUCCAACACGUCCAACACAGCCAACACAUCCAACAUGUCUAAUAUGUCCAACACAGCCAACAUGUUCAACACAUCCAACACGUCUAAUACGUCCAACACAUCCAACACAGCCAAAACAUCCAACACGUCUAAUACGUCCAACACAUCCAACAUGUCCUACAUGUCUAACACAUCUGACACAUCCAACAUGUCUAACACGUUUAACACAUCUAACAUGUCUAAUAUGUCCAACACAGCCAACACAUCCAACACAGUCAACACAUCUAUCAAGUCCAACAUAGCCAGCAUGUUCAACACGUCUAUCAUGCCCAACACGUCCAACAUGUCUAAUACAUCCAACACAUCCAAGACAGUCAACACAUCCAACAUGUCUAACACAGCUAACACAUCUUAUACGUUCAACACAUCUUAUAUGUUCAACACAGCCUACACAGCCAAAAUGUCCAACAUAGCCAAUACAGCCAAUACGUCCAACAUGUGCAACACAUCUAAUAGAUCCAACACAUCUAACACAGCCAACAUGUCCUAUAUGUCUAACACGUCCAACACAGCCAACACAUCUACAGAAAAUUAGUGUGUUACAUUCAUUUACACACACAGAUCAGUGGUUAACCUCAAAUAGAUACAGAAUAAACAUCCCACAUUUUCUUGUAUUGACAGAAAAUAAUAUAGUUUAGUAAUUCGAGAUAUUUCUGUAAUGUGGUUGAAAUUUUUCAGUUUUUUUAGAGCUGAUUCUUUGAGGAAAAAAAUACACAUUUUAUAUAUAUAGUCAACUCUAGUUGCACAUGC